This is a messenger RNA of Hippocampus comes (tiger tail seahorse), 1829 nucleotides long. It is a transcript of the gene trmt11, whose product is annotated as tRNA methyltransferase 11. The transcript is spliced from 13 exons. The record is from RefSeq and is a predicted model, not a curated record. Gene Ontology annotation, cellular component: cytoplasm. Bases 27 to 1493 code for a protein of 488 amino acids. Gene Ontology annotation, molecular function: nucleic acid binding; tRNA (guanine(10)-N2)-methyltransferase activity. Lineage: Eukaryota; Metazoa; Chordata; Actinopteri; Syngnathiformes; Syngnathidae. Gene Ontology annotation, biological process: methylation.
GGGCAUAUUUUGAUUGCACAACAAACAUGGCAACCCCCGGUAGACGUGCAUGCCUGCAAUAUCUAAUACAUCUUGCUCAAGAUAACUUGGACUUCAGGUUACCGGAAAUCAAGGCUCUGCUGGCUCUCAGAGGAAAACGUUUCAAUCCUGGGGAGAACUUUAAAGAAAAGUGUCCUUUCUGGUGUCUGAAGGAUUUGACAGAGGAUGAUGUCUGCUGCAUCAUGGCCCGAUCUGUUUGUGCAAAAUCUGCGUUUGAACUGUGGGGCCACGGACGAACCCACAGUGAGCUCAGAACAUCCUUGCGGAAUUACCCAGCAGAACAGAUGUUGCCGUUUUUGCAUAAAGACUCAACAUACAGAAUAAAUGUUUACACCUUCAACAAAACCCUGGAUUUCACAGAGAGAAUUAAACGAAUUGAUGCAAUGGAUUACCUUCCAUUUGAGGGUCUUGUAAGUCUCAAGAGCCCUCAGCACGUUUUCUGCUUGCUGGAAGAUUACGGCACUGACCCAAACAACAUCCCUGAGCAUCCAUAUUACAUUUAUUUUGGCCGAUGGAUAGCGGAUGGUCAGCGUGAAUUGAUUCGUUCUCACAGUGUGAAGAACAGACACUUCAUCGGAAACACCAGUAUGGAUGCAGGCCUCUCCUUCAUAAUGGCCAACCAUGCCAAGGUCAAAGAACAUGAUCUUGUCUUUGACCCGUUUGUUGGCACUGGAAGCCUAUUGGUUGCUUGUUCUCAUUUUGGAGCCUACGUGUGUGGAUCAGAUAUUGAUUACAACACCAUCCAUGGCAAAGGAAGGUCCAGCCGCAAAGAUCAAAAGUGGAGAGGACCAGAUGAGAACAUCCGAGCCAACCUGCGACAGUAUGGAACAGAGAAACUGUAUGUGGAUGUGAUGGUUUCUGAUGCAUCCAAGCCUGUGUGGAGGGAGACCGCUCUCUUUGAUGCCAUCAUUACCGAUCCUCCAUAUGGCAUACGCGAGUCCACAAGGAGAACAGGCUCCCACAAAGAAACUACAAAAUGUGUGGUUGGCGUCUAUGCCGAGUCUCACGUGGCUGUAUCCCAGUCCUACCACCUGAGUGAAAUAUUGGCCGACAUGCUGAACUUCUCAGCACAUCGCCUCGUCAUGGGAGGGAGGCUGGUCUACUGGUUGCCUGUUUAUAGACCAGAGUACUGUGAAGAGAUGGUUCCCCUCCAUCCGUGUCUGCUGCUCAUUAGCAACUGUGAACAGAUGUUAUCAAGCCACACGUCUCGUCGCCUAAUCACCAUGGAGAAAGUCAAAGAACCAGAGGGAUUGGACAGUCUGGCUCAUCUUUCAAACCCUCGCUUCAGCGCCUACCAGGGACACGACACCUUCAGAGAGAAGUACUUCAGUGGACUUAACAAGAGGCUAAACAAAGAGAGCAAAUCUGAUGUCAAAGGAGACUCAAUCAUUCCAGGCUCAGAUAAUGACCGUUGGCAAGCUCCCAAAGAAAACAAACACGAGCCAAUUCAUUAAGGUCACGUGUCAAGAAAGAAGAGCUUAAAAAAAAAAAAAUCCUUUACAAAGACAAAAGAUAUUUAGCAAGAUUUGAUUAACAUCGGAGAGGUAUAUGAUAUGAAUGUCAAAAAGGAAGGUGUUUUAGCUGUUUGACCAUAUAAUUUUUUUUUGCAAUUGUUAAAUGAAUACAACACAUAUAGUCUUUCAGUCAAUGUUUGAGUGUUUGAGCAAACACACAAAUUCCCAGAGAAUUCCUCAGACCACUGUGAACAACUUGAACAUGAACACUGUGGCCCCACUAGUUUUGCACCUAAGAUAAUACAAGACAUGUCUUAUCAAAAUAAUCAAAUUACA